UGCUAGAAAGAUGGCCCGUACCAAGCAAACUGCCCGUAAAUCUACCGGAGGAAAAGCUCCCCGUAAACAGCUCGCCACCAAGGCAGCACGUAAGAGUGCCCCAGCAACUGGUGGAGUCAAGAAGCCUCAUCGUUACAGGCCCGGUACCGUCGCUCUUCGUGAGAUCCGUCGUUACCAGAAAUCAACUGAGUUGUUAAUCCGCAAGCUGCCCUUUCAGCGUCUGGUCCGUGAGAUCGCUCAGGACUUCAAGACGGAUCUCCGAUUCCAGAGUUCAGCUGUGAUGGCCCUUCAGGAGGCUAGCGAAGCUUAUUUGGUCGGUCUGUUUGAAGACACCAACUUGUGCGCCAUUCACGCCAAGAGAGUCACCAUCAUGCCCAAGGACAUUCAGCUUGCCCGCCGAAUCCGUGGCGAGAGAGCUUAAGUGACUUCUCCUAGUCCAACAAAACAAACGGCUCUUUUAGGAGCCAUUACAUGCUAAUAAAGUCAAUGAUAUAUGCUUGGUAUCAUAA
Molecule: messenger RNA, 509 nt
Organism: Actinia tenebrosa (Australian red waratah sea anemone)
Lineage: Eukaryota; Metazoa; Cnidaria; Anthozoa; Actiniaria; Actiniidae
Product: histone H3
Cellular component (GO): nucleosome
Molecular function (GO): structural constituent of chromatin; DNA binding; protein heterodimerization activity
Source: RefSeq, a predicted model, not a curated record